GGGGCGGCUCUGCGCAUGCUCGGCGGUGCGACCGGCAGCGCGGGCGGUGGCGACCUGGAGACCCCCGAGGGAUGGAAGCGCCGGCGCCGGCGGAGGCGGCAGGAUGCGAGGAGCUCGAUAUGGACGUGAUGAGACCCUUAAUAAACGAGCAGAAUUUCGAUGGCUCGUCCGACGAGGAGCAGGAACAGACACUCCUGCCUAUGCAGAAGCACUACCAGCUCGAUGGGCAGCAUGGGAUUUCAUUCGUGCAGACCUUGAUGCAUCUUCUCAAGGGGAACAUUGGAACUGGCCUUUUAGGGCUCCCUUUGGCAAUAAAGAAUGCGGGCAUUGUGCUUGGACCGAUCAGCCUUGUGUUUAUAGGAAUUAUUUCCGUCCACUGUAUGCACAUAUUGGUUUAAGAAGUCGACAUUGGGGUACAGUGACACCGUGAGUUUUGCCAUGGAGGCUAGCCCGUGGAGUUGCCUUCAGAGGCAGGCAGCGUGGGGGCGGACCGUGGUCGACUUCUUUCUGGUGAUAACACAGUUGGGAUUCUGCAGUGUCUAUAUUGUCUUCUUAGCUGAAAAUGUGAAACAGGUUCAUGAAGGACUCCUGGCGAGCACGGUGAUUGCUUCGAAUAGUUCGGAUCUGUCUCAUGCCUGUGAAAGAAGAAGUGUGGACCUGAGGGUCUACAUGCUCUGCUUUCUCCCACUUAUAAUUCUCUUAGUGUUCAUUCGAGAGCUAAAGAAUCUCUUCAUACUUUCAUUCCUUGCCAACAUUUCCAUGGCUGCCAGUCUUGUGAUAAUUUACCAGUAUGUUGUUAGGAACAUGCCAGAUCCCCACAACCUUCCAAUAGUGGCUGGUUGGAAGAAAUACCCACUGUUUUUUGGCACUGCUGUGUUUGCUUUUGAAGGCAUAGGAGUGGUGCUGCCACUGGAAAACCAAAUGAGAGAGUCCAAACGCUUCCCUCAGGCAUUGAACAUUGGGAUGGCCAUCGUCACCGUGCUGUACAUCAGCCUGGCCACUUUAGGCUACAUGUGUUUCCGUGAUGAGAUCAAAGGCAGCAUAACAUUGAAUCUUCCCCAGGACAUGUGGUUGUAUCAGUCAGUGAAAAUUCUGUAUUCCUUUGGCAUUUUUGUGACCUAUUCAAUUCAGUUCUAUGUCCCAGCAGAGAUCAUUAUCCCCAGUGUCACUGCUAGACUUCAUGCCAAAUGGAAGCGCAUCUGUGAAUUUGGAAUACGGUCCCUCUUGGUUAGUAUCACCUGUGCUGGGGCGGUUCUCAUUCCUCGUCUAGAUAUUGUGAUCUCCUUCGUGGGGGCUGUGAGCAGCAGCACGCUAGCCCUGAUCCUGCCCCCACUUGUGGAAAUCCUUACGUUUUCUAAGGACCACUACAACAUAUGGAUGAUCCUGAAAAACAUUUCCAUAGCGUUCACUGGAGUCGUGGGCUUCUUGCUGGGCACGUACGUCACUGUUGAAGAAAUUAUUUAUCCGACUACAGCAGUUGUCACUGGCACCUCCCAGAGUCCCUCUCUGAAUGUGAACUCUACAUGUGUAGCGAGUGGUUUGUAAUAGUGGGAGAAGAGCAGUGAGCUCCCUCUUGUCACCCCAGUUCCAACACCAAUCAAGAAUGAGUACAGUGCACCGCCACACACUAAACACAGUGCCAAACUCCGAGUUUUUGUUGGCAGAAUAUUGUAAUUUGAUGGUGAACUGGACACUUUUUUGCAGUUAUGAUAAAUUAUGGUAGAUUAUUGCUUUUAUCUAAUGACAAUGAAAAUUUUAAAUUAGCUUUGAAAAUUGAAAAAUUUAAAAUUCAAAACAUAAACAAUAAGCAUAACCUAUUAUUCUUUGCUUCUGUAAGAAACUCUUUGAUUAAGAGUUGUUUUUCUUACCACUAUUGAGAAGAUAAAGGAUUUCAACAUUGUAUAAAUUAAAUAGGAACAUAAUUUUAAAAACCUCUUUGAAGCAUCCCACAAUAGCAAAGUACACCUCCUGUGUACGUGUGCACAAAAAUGCAUUGAUUGUGUUUUUAUUCCAUGGGCAACGCUGCUGGCAGGCCCUGGAGGUAUAGUAGAUUCCCACUGACCACCAUGUAAGCAUUGAACAGUUCCCAGAGCCAGAAUCACUUUACUGUUCAGCUAUACAGGGAGUAGAGCUUUAUAGUCACCAGGAAGCACUGAGCAGGGUUCUGACUUUCUGUUUCCGUCAUAGGUGAGAAGGUCGUUGAAGUUUCUGGAAUAUUGCUCCCUUAGUUAUGUCUUAGUUAGGGUUUCUGUUGCUGUGAUACAGCACCACCACCAAAAGCAAUUUUGGAGGAGAGAACUUCAGUUUACAGUUCCACAUCACAGUCCAUCAUCAAGGGAAGUCAGGGCUCAAGAACUCAAGGCAGGAACCUGGAGGCAGGAGCUGCACAGAGGCCAUGGAGGAGUGUUGCUUACUGGUUUGCCUCUCAUGGCUUACUCAGCCUGCUUUCUUAUAGCACCCAGGGCAGCCAGCCCAGGGGUGGUACCACCCACAGUGGGCAUAGCCCUCCCACAUCAAUCAUGAGUCUGGAAAAUACCCCCACAGACUUGCCUACAGGUUAAUCUUGCAGAGACAUUUUCUUUAUUGAAUCUCUUCCAAAAUGACUCCAUAUUGUGUUAAGUUGACAAAAACUAACCAGAUGGUUUCCAUUGUAGGAAAUGGAGUCCCAGAAAUGUUAGGUGGCUUGGUUGAGAGGACUUAGCCUUGAGUCAAGAGAACCCAAUGCAGAGAUUGAAACGAAAUUAAUUUUCAUGUCACAGUCAAUAAGAACAAUAAAACACAUUCAGCUUAAUUUUAGUGUAAAGUUUAAUUAUAUUUUUAUCCUUUGGGAGUGUGUGUGUUAUCUCUGAAUAGUAUAUGUGACAUGAUAAAAAGCCAGAAAAGAAAUCCAAGAAACCUGCCUGGUGGCUUCAUAGACCUCAAACAGGGAAAGAAGCUAACAGGCCUUUAAACAGAAGGAGACUGGCUUGCUGUAGGAUGUGCUGUAGGGUGGAGGUCACAGAAGGUGCGGUCCCUUAAACAGUAGGAGACCUCUGGCUAACUGUGUAGUGUUCUAGUCACAUGCUCCCUUGUCUCCUAGGUUUGUAGGCAUUGUAGAUGCCUGACAAAAUACAGAAUUCUAGAUCUUACUAGCUACAUACAUAGCAUUCCUCACUGCAGUCUUCUAUUGAUCUGAAUGGGCAGAGUAAAGGAACUGUCAAAUGAAUGUUUAAGAAAAUGGGAAACAAUAGAGAACCCUAUAGUAUAUACCAGGGCGCUUCAGGCAUCGUCCAGAGAGAUGCCACCUUCUCUCCAUCUUCAAACUAGCCAAAGCAGCCAAGCUCAUCUGAUGAUGAAGAGGAGAACUGGGAGUUUGAAGGACUGAGUGGGGUUGUCUCCUGGACGUCUUUGCCCAUUGGCUCUAUGUGUUAGUUGGAAGAUGUUACCAAGCUGUCUGUGGAAUUCUCUAUUUUUUUAUGUAAAUAUUAACUUAUUCAGGUGCAGCUUUGCUUAUGUCAUUAUUUUAUCUUCAGGUGUGAGCCUAUAUCAGAAGCUUUAUUUUGCUAUGCAUUCAUAAGAACCAAAACUUUAAAACAUUUAUAUUAUUUCUAAUAAUUGUUGAUGAUAUUUUAUGUUGAAUUGUUACUUCAAGUCUUCAGUCUUAGGCUGUGGGUGGGGUUGUGAGGAAAGUAAUUUCAUUGGAAUUUGACUGUGAGAAAUGUAUUAGCUAUUUUAAAAUGUACAGAGGCAUACGGUGAGUUAAAAACUCCCUGCCCAGGAAGCAACAUGUGGUUCUUGUCAGCUGUGUUCACGUAUUUCUACGUUGCAUGCUCAGUUUUAUUUUUGUGUCUUCACCUGCUCCUUGUGGAAUUCAAGUGCAGCAGGUUUUUAACUGGUGGGUCACUGCAGGGCCUUUUAAGUUCUGCACACAGGGUAUGAGCAUCUUACCAGCCAGGAUUUCUUAUGUAGUAAAACUGCUGAAUCAACAGCCCAUAUGGAAGUCCCCAAAUUUAUCAACACAAGAAGAGUCACAAUACAGAAAGCAAGACACGCUGAGAGAAGAGAGAUAGUUUUAAUUUGUAGCAUGAAGCACUGUUCACAUGCAAAAUAUAAAAGACACACACACUUGUUUAAAGGUGCCCGAGGACACACUUACCAUUUGAUCAUUUUUCUCUGAUAUUUGGUUUUACAGAAUUACAUUUCUAAAGAUUUUUGGAGAAGAUAUGUUGAUUCUAGCAGCAGUUCCUUUUGUUUGGGUGCCUGGAGGAAGGGGAAGCAGGCACAAUCUCGUGAACUCAUGUUUGCUGUCUUGAUCACAUGGUGGCUGAAAUGACCCCAGCAGUUACUUCCUGUCACAGUGGGAACUUUCCCUGAAAGCUGGUCAGUUGCAUGGGUGCUAUUUUCACUGUGAAUCCUUGAGAAGAAAGCUGUUAUUUACCUCCCAUGGGCAGACUCUCAGCCAUUUGCCUCGUGUCUCUGUUCUCUGACAUUCCAAGGAGUGCAUUGGUGUCAGAGUCUGCUCGUUAGAACACUGUUCCCACAUGACUUAACACAGGCUCUUUCCCUCCUUGUGGCCCCAUUUCUCCACAAUUGAAGAAGUAGGAGCUGGGAAGUUUUCAGUAGAUGUGCCACUUAACAUAAAGCUGUGUUUGUGGUGCUCCAGUAUUUACCCAUUCCCUUCUUUCUGACCUGUCACCAAAGCUGGGUCUGAGUCUUGUUUGAUGAUGUAUACUUAAAGUGUUUAUAAGCCAUUUAUGGCAGUGCACUUGUGAAUUUCUAACAGGGUUUGAUCUUAUUUGGUAUAUAUGUAUUUGUGGUCCUAGAGAAUGUCAUCGUAAGUGCAUAUCGAUGCCCUUUCUAACUAAGUUUUAUGUAGUUCACUUUGGUGCCCACAGAUGUCGCACAUCUGUUACUGGCAGCAUACGUUAGGCCUUGUGUGCAACUCUUUUUUUCUUCCAUCAAGAUGGGAAAGAUACAUAACAGAGCCAAUGGAGAUAAUAAAUGCAGUUGUUUAUAUAACAUGAAUGGUUCAACAGAUGUUAACUGUUGAGCAAUAAAACUGUUAUAAAGCAUCAAUAAUGUAAAAUUAUAAAAUGUUGGAAAAUGUGUUUGUUUUGAUCAGCUUGGCUCAGUCAUCUUCCCUUAAUUAAGAACAUGUGAGGGAUUUGUCUAGCACAGACAACAGGAUUCUUCCUAUCAUUAAAUGGCUGCAUGUUACCGGCCACACAUGACUUUCUGCCUCUCAUUGGUUUUGACCUAGGACAUAAAAGAAAUAUGCUUUAGGAAAUGUCUAGGUCUAGAAUUUAUUGCCUAACGAGUGAAAUGACAAAUGACCCAAUUGUUCUGAUUUCCUGUUAGAAUUGGCUCGUUCCUAUGUGCAUCCAUGCAUGUUACCCCACAGGGACUCACAUCUGAAUCCACUCCAGCUACUCUACCCCAGAUAGGACCAGAUGAUGAUCACAUAGGAAAAUCCAUAUUCAUGGCGUGAACAGUUCAAGCUAUAGAUUUUUGUUUUGUAAAAAUGAUUUUGUAAGCUUUAUUGAAAGUAAAGUUUCAUUGGACUUGUGUCAUUUCUUAUAUUUAUUUUUCUUUGUAAAAGAGUUUGAAAAUGUCUGAAAGUACUGUGACUUCUGAAUUGUCAAUAAAGUAUAAUUAUUUUGCUUGCU
Messenger RNA from Arvicanthis niloticus (Nile rat), 5645 nucleotides. The record is from RefSeq and is a predicted model, not a curated record. Lineage: Eukaryota; Metazoa; Chordata; Mammalia; Rodentia; Muridae.